Contarinia nasturtii (swede midge) is the source of this 1323-nucleotide messenger RNA. Its product is annotated as leucine-rich repeat-containing protein 70-like. The transcript is spliced from 2 exons. The record is from RefSeq and is a predicted model, not a curated record. NCBI's taxonomy places the organism in Eukaryota, Metazoa, Arthropoda, Insecta, Diptera, Cecidomyiidae. Gene Ontology annotation, cellular component: extracellular matrix. Gene Ontology annotation, molecular function: protein binding. Bases 97 to 951 code for a protein of 284 amino acids.
UUAUUGUUGUUGUCACUAGCGUAAAUUCUGAAACGAAAUAUUGUUUUUGUACAAAAACACACAAUUUCAUAAUUCAUUCAAACUUCACCAGUUGACAUGAACGCUCGGCAAUUCAUAAAAGUACCAAUUCAAUGGCUAUUGCUGUUUGUGGCUUUGUGCUAUGGUCAACUUGAGAACAGUGAAGCCGUGAUUGUGGUUCCCGGAAAUAGUAGCCCAGCCGCAUUUCAGUCGCUGAAGCAACCGCAAUUUAUUACAAAUCGAACGUGUAAUGCACAUCGUCUCUAUGCAUUGGAUCCGAAUGCACAUUACGAUCAUUUUGCCAAAGAACGAUGCGGUCGAUAUGUUAGCCAUUUGAUAGUUCGACGCAGUGUUAUUCGUUAUAUACCGUCGAAUUUUUUCAUUCAUAAAAAUACGUUCGAAUGUUUAAUCACAUUGCGAAUGGAAAAUGUCUCAUUGAAAGCAAUUUAUCCGCAUAAUUUUGAGAAUAUUACAAAAUUAGAAGUGCUUCAAUUGGCCUACAAUCAAAUUGAACACGUUCCGGCCGGAAUAUUUCGUCAUUUACCAAAUUUGAAUACCGUUGAUCUAUCGCACAAUGCAAUCGAAACAAUUGACACGAAUGCAUUUCGUGACUGCAUCAACUUACAACAUUUGCAAUUGAACAACAAUCGUUUAACUGUACUUGAUGCCGAAUGGAUGCGCGAUUUGGUUAACAUAAAAUACGUUGAUUUCAGCGAUAAUUUAAUCGAAAGUGAUUUUGAUGGUGACAUCUUUCAUGGUGCCAGUGGUGUGAAAUUAUUCUUGCGCAGCAAUCGAAUUAAACGAAUAUUGAGCUUUGGCAGCAAAUCAGAACGUGGCGGAAUAUUUCGUUUAAUUGAUUUGGCCGGCAAUACACUACGGCCACCAUAUCCAAUCAUACCGUUUUUUAAUCAUAAUCUGAGUGUCAUUUAUUAAGUAUCAUUCAUUUCAAUCAUAUUAGAAUCACAAACAAAACGAACAAAAAACAGUUGAACUAAAAACAAACUGUAUACACACAUUUUCACUUUUUUGUUGUAUUGUAAACAUUAAGUAACAAAAAUUAUUUCUAUAAGUAAUAAAUGGGAUCUUCUAAAUGACAAAAAUACUGCUCUAGAUUUUCGAAUCAUAAGAAUUUCAUCAUAUUCGAUUUUAUUCAAGCUAAAUUUAUUAACUCUGUUUAUUUAUUUAAAUCAAUUCUUUUGCCAGUUGAUGAAAUAAAACCACGAUACAUUUUUCCAAUAAAAUUAUUAAACACUUGGAAUGUGAUUUUUUGUAAUUUAAUAAUAAAUGAUACUUAUGCAGAAACAA